This is a messenger RNA of Paramecium primaurelia, 904 nucleotides long. The record is from the annotation of a GenBank genome assembly. NCBI's taxonomy places the organism in Eukaryota, Ciliophora, Oligohymenophorea, Peniculida, Parameciidae.
AAUGGCAGCAUCAUUACAUGUUCAAUUUUAUUUAGAUAAACUAAUGAGUAUUGAUAAAGAAUUAGGAGGAACAGCAGCAGCUUGUAUAAUAUAUUUAUAUUUCUUUAUAGAAAAAAAGGCUGGAGAUGAUUUUACUAGUUUAAAAGAUUCAAUCCAUACAUUGUUGUUUUAGUUGAGAUCGAAAAUUGAAUAAAAAUAAAAAUAUGCUAAUGUUUAAAGGAAUGUUGAGACAAUAAAAAUAGACGUAGAAAUAAAAGACUUAAUCACUGAUAUUGAAAGUUUGUUAGAUAAGUUGAAUGAUGCUUUGAGAAAAUAAUCUAAAGAUAAAAAGGUAUUAAUAAUUCAUAAAUUAUAAGAAAUACCCUGAAUAAAAUAUACAAGCCAAACAAAAGAUCUAUUCAAACUAUAGAUAAUAACUUUAUGAUUUACAACAAUUAUUAGAUCCAAAUGCAGUCAUUGAUUUAUAAUAAACUAACAAUAGUGUAGAAACAGUGAGUGCUUUAAAGAUGAAAUUGAUGGAUCAAGAUGGUAGAAAGCCACCACCAUCAUAAUAAAUGACUUAAGAGGAAAAAGAUGCUAUGUAGAGAUGGAAACAAAAUGAUGAAAUUAUGGAUAAAUAACUUGAUGUUCUUAUUGAUGGUACUUAACAAUGGAAAGAAAAUGCUUAGAAAAUUGGUCAAGUAUUAUUUUGAUAUUAUUUAAAUAGAAAAUUGAUCAUACUACAAAUUAAAUAGACAAAUUGACUGUUUAAGUAGAUAAAACUAAUGAAGAAUUAUACAAAUAGAAUAGUUAGUUGAAGAAGAUUGUUGAAAAGUAUAGACAACCAAAUAAGUUUUGUUUGGAUAUGGUUCUAAUAUUCAUCUUAAUUGGAUUAUGUGGAGUUAUCUAUGUAAUUCUAAAAUGA